UUUUGUACUGCUGCUGCGCCGGGUAUUUAUCAGAAGAGUCGUGACUAUCCCGUUUACACUGCUAGUUAGUUGAUCAGACGGUUCCUGGUGUACUCAGUUUUUCAUUUCAAUCCUGUGGCCUUCAAUUGGUUUCGCAAAGUGCGAUUCUUGAGUCGACAUUAAUAAUUAAUUUUGUAUAUUUUUAUAUUUUGUGAGAAAGAAUGUCGGCCGAAAGCCCCGAAUACUCUCCUUUCUUCGCAGUGAUGGGAGCCUCUGCGGCUAUGGUGUUCAGCGCCUUGGGAGCAGCUUAUGGCACAGCUAAGAGCGGUACGGGGAUCGCCGCCAUGUCCGUGAUGAGGCCGGAGCUCAUCAUGAAGUCAAUCAUCCCCGUGGUCAUGGCGGGUAUCAUAGCCAUCUACGGCCUGGUAGUAGCAGUGUUGAUUGCCAACAACAUCUCAGAGAAGGUCACCCUCUACAAGAGUUUCCUCCAUCUGGGAGCUGGGCUGAGCGUGGGCCUCAGCGGGCUGGCAGCAGGCUUCGCAAUUGGCAUUGUGGGCGACGCAGGUGUGAGGGGCACAGCUCAACAGCCGAGGCUUUUUGUGGGCAUGAUCCUCAUUUUGAUUUUCGCCGAGGUCUUGGGUCUCUACGGGCUCAUUGUUGCCCUCAUUCUCUCCACGAAAUAAACGCCCAAACAUCUCCACUACAAGAUCUGUCCUUUAUGUUGCUGCUGGAGGAAAAAGUGUAAAACGGGGUGAAAAAAAUUGUAAAAUUUCUGCCACUCAAGAAGAAAGAAGUGAAGGCAAUGGGUGGGGAGGGGUUCAUUAAAAUGGCUCCAUAAAUAUGGUUUUAUCUCAGCAAUGUGUACAGUCGUCCCAAUUUGAUAGUCAACUUGUAAAUGCGCAAUGUAGUGAUUUGUCUGUCUCGUGUGUGUGUGUGUGUGUGCGUGCGUGCGUGUGUUUCAAAACCGUUGUAUGAUGAAGAUUCCUUUUUUCCCUCCACUUAUUUCAGGCCUUGAGGCCAGCUUAGGCAGCCUGGCCUCUGGUCUUAGAGAUCUGACCAAAGGGGCACACAGCUUUUUCUCCUCCCAUAUCAAUCUGGGAGUUGACACAAUUUCUGCAUUAAUCUUGAGGAUCUAUUUGUAAAGAGAAAUGUAUAUGGACAUAAGAUUUUUUUUUCCACUGAUUUUAUUUAUAAGAAAUUGUUCAUUGAACUGUUUAAUGCAGCAAGUCUUUCAUUCCCCGGGAUAUUAUAUAUAUAUAUAUAUACACAGACAUAUAAAUAUCUAUAUAGAUAGAUUUAAUGCCCUGUGGGGUUAUUGUGAUAAGUGGUUGGAAUUCUUCUGGAUGUAAUUCUUGGUUUAAUAAGAUUGCCUUUAGUAUGUUGCUGGUGAAGUGGGAGUUUUGUGUGUAGCUGUAUUCUAAUCAUAUGCAAACAUUCUCAAACUUCAGUGUUUUUCCUGUAGUACUGCUGUUUGCAUUAAAGGUGUGUGUGUGUGUGUGCCCCGUGAUGGGUCUCACAGUGUAAUUUCCAAAUUUUCAUCUCCUCCCCUUAUUCACCCCCCUCUCUCAUCUGUGGCUGUGUUUCAUCUCUUCCACAUUCCAGCCAUUAAAAUCCUGCAUGGGUUUCAGUGUCUUGUUGCUGUUGGAUUUGAAGCUGAAGAAGCAGGCUAGUUUCAGAAGAUGUAAUCCAGAUCAAAAAGGUAGUUUUAUGUUGUCCUCCCGCCAAAAAAUAAAAUAAGUCAGGUCUAAAUCACAAGACUUGAUGUUAUCGUUUGUAGUGUGCAGCAGGAAUCCAUUGAGUUUCAUGCAGGGACUGGUACCAAUUUUGAUCUGGAGUUUUCUGAAAAUGGAACUGCUGCUGAUUCAUUUACUGAAGCGCCAGUCUACAAUCCUGUAUUACCACUGGUAUUGAAGUUAUCCUGAUGUCGACGUGUGUCUCACAAUCGAAUUAAAGAAGAUUCCAACUUA
This is a messenger RNA of Micropterus salmoides (largemouth bass), 1946 nucleotides long. RefSeq names its product ATPase H+ transporting V0 subunit cb (gene atp6v0cb). Gene Ontology annotation, biological process: proton transmembrane transport. NCBI's taxonomy places the organism in Eukaryota, Metazoa, Chordata, Actinopteri, Centrarchiformes, Centrarchidae. Gene Ontology annotation, cellular component: proton-transporting V-type ATPase, V0 domain. The coding region runs from base 201 to 662 and encodes 153 amino acids. Gene Ontology annotation, molecular function: proton-transporting ATPase activity, rotational mechanism. The record is from RefSeq and is a predicted model, not a curated record. The transcript has 3 exons.